AUGAGCAUGGACCUCGACCUUGCAGCCGACGACCCGGCGUUCGACCAGCCCUCGCCCCGGCCCGACCUCGACGCCGCACCAUCUCCGUUCGCCGCCGCCGCCGCCGCAACCGCCGCACGCCGCAAGGGCCUCCCCGUGCACCGCUGUCGCUUCCCCGACUGGAACCCGUCGAGCGUCACGGCCCUCGCCAUCACGCCCGCCUCGUUUGACGCGAGCGUGCUCGGACUCGGCGGCAGCUCGGGCGAGAGGGGGGUGCUCGCUGUCGGCAGGAGCAACGGCGACGUCGAGCUCAUGGUCUGGGGUGGUCACCAAGGGUGGAUCUCGUGGCGGACCCUCCCUUCGCCCUUUCCCCUCCCGCAAGAGCGCAACUCGCGCAAGCCGACCUCGCUUCUCUCGCACCUCGUCUUCACCCACCAGACGACCCUGUCCCCGUCCGACCUCGACCUGUACGAGGGCGACAAGGAGGGCGCCGAGCGCGAGGUGCGCCGGCUCCAGCGCGAGGGCGUGCGGCUCUUCGGCGUCGGCGGUGUCGGGAGCGAGCUCGUCGAGUGGGAGUGGGGCUGCCCGGGCAGCGGCAAGGCCGUCGGCAUGGUCAAGUCGACCCUGCCGACCCUGCCGCCCAUCUUCGCCAUCGCAGCAACCCGUGCCUCGUCCGCGCUCGCCAUCGCGUGCGAGGACUCGACCGUCCGCGUCCUCAACAUCCUCGACGGCGACCUCGAGUUGGUGUCCAAGAUCGAGAUCGGCGGCGCGGGCAAGGUCCGCGCCCUGUCGCUCGCCUGGGGCCCUCCUGUCGAGCCCGUCUCCAAGGGCAAGGCGCGCGAGGCGUCGCCGGACGAGGCGUCGUCGCUGCCGCCGCACCUCCAGACGCCGAGCGAGAGCUACCUCGUCGCCGGCUGCUCGAAUUCGACCAUCCGCCGGUUCGACGUGCCGUCGUCGGGCUCGGUCCAGGGCGUGUGGCGCGGCGGCCUGCGCAUGACGCUCGACCGGCUCAAGGGCGAGCACACGGUCGUGUGGGCGGUCGCCGUCCUCGCGAGCGGCACCGUCGUCAGCGGCGACUCGAUGGGCAACGUCAAGUUUUGGGACGGCUCGAACGGCACCCAGGCGCAGAGCUUCAAGGCGCACAAGGCCGACGUGCUCGCGCUCGCGCUCGGCACCGACGGCACCUCGCUGUUCACGUCGGGCGUCGACCAGAAGACGACCGAGUUCCGCCAGGUCACGGUCGCGUCGUCGCGCAUCCACGACGUCCCUGUCGGCCGAUGGAUCCAGGCGUCGGGACGGCGCCUCCACUCGCACGACGUGCGCGCCAUCGUCGUCUCGCCGCCCUACUCGGUCCCGCUUCCCCACCCUCCUCCUCCCGCACCUCGCCCCAAGGCGCCCCUCGUCCCCAUCAUGACGUCGGCCGGCCUCGACCUGUCCCUCAUCCUCACCGCCGUCGCGCCCGUCCCGUCGGCGCUUUCCUCCACCUCGAAGAAGCGCGCCGCACCUGUGCCCAACCCGGUCUCGGACGUCGCCUCGACCGCGUUCGAGUCGACGGUUCACCGCCGGGCCUCGUACGUCCCGCAACGCGCACGACCGUUCGCCGUCGCACCCGGCUCGGGCACCGCCGACCGCCCUCGUCUGCUCGUCUGCCGCCGCGAGCGCGCCAUCGGCAUCUGGCGCCUCGACGACCCGAAGCGUGCGGGCAGCUCUCUCGGCCUGGGCGCCAACGCCGCUCCGCUCCAGAAGGUCAAGUGGGGCCGCCAGAGCUUUGCGAUCGGGCUCGCCGGCGAGGAGGAGCACGAGGACGAGGACGAGGUCGGCAUGACCGGUUACGAGAAGCUCGCAGAGCUCGAGCUCAAGGUCCAGACCAACCUCGUCGCCUCGGCCGUGUCGGCCGACGGCAAGUGGCUCGCCGCGUCCGACCUCUACGAGACCAAGCUCUUCCGCCUCUCGUGGCGCAACGGCAAGCUCGUCCCGCGGCGGCAGAAGGCCUUUGCCGACACCCUGUCGGCCCGCCUCCCGUCGUCGUCGCUCGGCACCGGCGCGUCGUGCCUCACGUUCACCAAGGACUCGCAGCGCCUCGUCCUCUCGACGGCGUUCGGCGCGACCGUCGCCGUCGUCCAGCUGUCGCAGGGCAAGGAGGAGGAGUUUGAGGUCGUCGCGCUGUUUGGCGACGGCGCCUCGCCCGGCGGCCGGGCCCAGGGUCUCGCGAACGGCGCGACUAACGGCGGAGACGUCGAGAUGAACGGCGCCGGGUACUCGGACUCGGACGGCAGCACCGACGAGGACGCCGCAUCGUCAGCGUCGUCGACGGCCAAACGCGUUCCCUCGACCGUCGUCUGCCUCGCGGUGUCGGGCGACGGCGACUUUGUCGCUGCCGCCGAGUCGGACCGCACCGUCAAGGUCUACUCGCUCGUCUCGUCCUCGCCACACGCAUCCCUCCCUAGCCCUCCCCUCGUUCCCUCUUGGCUCGCGUUCACUCCGACAUCGUCUUCCGCCGAGCCUACCCUCAUCGUCGCCCUCCCGUCGAACGCCCUCCUCCUGUACGGCCUCAAGUCGCACCGGUUCCACCCCUGGGGCCUGGCUCUCUCGUCGCGCAAGUACAACGCGCUCAUGGACAUCCGCGAGCCCAUCCUCGGCGUCACGUUCGAGCCUCGGCGCGACCCGGUCCACGUCAACGGCGCCGAUACCGACCAUGACGAGCACGUCCAUCCGAGCCGCCGAGCGGCCGUCGCGAGCGGUGGCGCCGAGAGCAGCAUCGCCGUCGUGUGGGGCGCCAACUGGGUCGCCAAGAUCGACCUCGAGGCGCUGCGCCAAGGUGCGGCGGCGUCGUCGACCACGACGAGCGGUGGCGCCGCCGACGUCGACAAGGGCAAGCGCAAGAAGGGCGCGCAUCAGCAGCAGCAACCUGAGCGUCGCGAGGCCGACCGCAAGCGCGCACGCGACGACGACGAUGACAACCUCGCGCCCUUCACGACCGCCGCCGCCGUCGGCGAGGCCAAGCCGCUCGACAUCCGCGUCACGAGGCGGUACCAGCCGCUCGUCCUCUUCGACUUUAUCGGCCAAGGCGAGCUCGUCGCUGUAGAGCGCACGUGGUUCGACGUCACGCGCGACUUGCCGCAGGCGUGGGUCAAGGCGGGCCAGUUCGGGACGUGAGUGAGCUCGCGAUUGCC
Rhodotorula graminis WP1 is the source of this 3152-nucleotide messenger RNA. RefSeq lists its product as uncharacterized. Gene Ontology annotation, molecular function: RNA binding; protein binding. Gene Ontology annotation, cellular component: 90S preribosome; t-UTP complex; small-subunit processome. The transcript has 4 exons. The record is from RefSeq and is a predicted model, not a curated record. Lineage: Eukaryota; Fungi; Basidiomycota; Microbotryomycetes; Sporidiobolales; Sporidiobolaceae. The coding region runs from base 1 to 3135 and encodes 1044 amino acids. Gene Ontology annotation, biological process: maturation of SSU-rRNA from tricistronic rRNA transcript (SSU-rRNA, 5.8S rRNA, LSU-rRNA).